UGAAGUCUCGUUACUUCUGUGUUAUGAUCUCGCCGCCGGAAGUAUCGCGGGAAUUGCUUAGAGCGCCAUUUAAAACACGUAAAGUCGUCGUAAGGGCAGCGACUGCGACCCGUUAACCGGACAGAGCGACUCACGGUCCCUCGGUGACCCACCCCCCACCAGCAUGGCGGAGGAGCUGGACGUGGAGGCGAUGCUGGAGGCUCCCUACAGGAAG
Trematomus bernacchii (emerald rockcod) is the source of this 214-nucleotide messenger RNA. RefSeq names its product RNA-binding protein 39-like. The record is from RefSeq and is a predicted model, not a curated record. NCBI's taxonomy places the organism in Eukaryota, Metazoa, Chordata, Actinopteri, Perciformes, Nototheniidae.